Messenger RNA from Teleopsis dalmanni, 886 nucleotides. RefSeq names its product transmembrane protein 203. Lineage: Eukaryota; Metazoa; Arthropoda; Insecta; Diptera; Diopsidae. The transcript has 3 exons. Bases 419 to 838 code for a protein of 139 amino acids. Gene Ontology annotation, cellular component: endoplasmic reticulum. Gene Ontology annotation, biological process: intracellular calcium ion homeostasis. The record is from RefSeq and is a predicted model, not a curated record.
AAUCUUAAUGUGUAUCAUUUACCUUAUACUUACGUUAUUGGAUUCAGCACAUAUUUCAGAUUUAGAUUUAAAAAUUGUGUUAAUAGAUAUACGCAAAUGAAAAGAAACGGGAGCAAUAGGAAUGAUAUUUAUAUUACGUGUAAAUCCAAUUUCAAGACUCAACUGAAAAACUGCGAAGAGCUCCUUAAUUCUGGAACAGAAGUUAUUUACUUGCAUUGUUUGGGACAAGCAAUCAGUAAAGGGCUGAAUUUGUCGUUAAAUUUGGUCAACACAUUCAAGGGAUUUUCAUAUUCUAUCAAUACUUCGACAAUACAAAGUAUAGAUGAAAUCCAUCCAUUUUGCAACGAUGAUGAUAUAAAAAUGUGUUGUCACAACAGUUCUGGUGUACAUAUAAAAAUUUUCAUGAAAGAUCGUAGAAAUGUUUAAAUUAAUCGAAUUAGUUUGUUGGCUUGGAAUAACAGAAUUUGAAAUGCUGUUAAAUUUGUGCGGGGCUUUGGCAUUUACCAUAAUGUUAGCGCUUAAAACGGCAUACUUUGAGAAACUAGACUACGAUUGGUUUAUUGUAUUUCGCCCAUUAUUUUGUGUAGAUAUAUGCAACGGUUAUUUCUGUAUUAUUGUAGGUAUAAGAAUGUAUAUUGACUCUGACAACAAACGGAAAGCAAUUCAUCGAUUAAUGUGGAGCACGUAUUUUUUGAUCCUAGCUUCAAUUUUUAAAUACUUGUUAUGCCUAAAACUUUCAAGCCAAACCGGCCUUGAAUACAGCGAAGUUUUCUCUCCCUUAUUUGUACUUCUACAACUAGUAGCCGUUCGAGCUUGUCAGUUACCUAAUUCAAUUUAAAUUUAAAACAAAAAAAAAAAAACAACACAUUCGAAAAAAUAUAUAAUU